This is a messenger RNA of Suillus paluster, 1686 nucleotides long. RefSeq names its product pyridoxal phosphate-dependent transferase. Lineage: Eukaryota; Fungi; Basidiomycota; Agaricomycetes; Boletales; Suillaceae. Bases 36 to 1508 code for a protein of 490 amino acids. Gene Ontology annotation, molecular function: pyridoxal phosphate binding; L-alanine:2-oxoglutarate transaminase activity. Gene Ontology annotation, biological process: biosynthetic process. The transcript has 4 exons. The record is from RefSeq and is a predicted model, not a curated record.
ACUCAAGAAAAAGAAAGUUCAGGCCGAGCAAUCCGAUGGUCAAGGCAUCAGCUGGCUUUAGAUCUUUAUCGUCCUUUCAUCCACUUCCACAGCCAGCAUCCUCUUGUACAAGAACCACCAUGCGAUCUCUCACCGUCGACUCUCUGAACCCCGCCGUUCGCAACGUGCAGUAUGCCGUGCGCGGUGAGCUGGCAAUAAAAGCAGAGGAGUAUCGUGUCAGACUCAAGGAGAGAAGUCAGGACAGCGGUCUACCAUUUGAUCGAGUCAUCUCUUCGAACAUUGGAAACCCUCAACAGAAGGGGCUCGAUCAACCCCCCAUUACCUUCAAUCGGCAGGUUGCUGCACUCAUGGAGUGGCCGCAGCUGGCGCAGCUUGCACCAGAUGCAUUUCCAAAGGACGUCAUUGCCCGCGCGAAGGAACUGCACGAGGAAAUUGGUUCCAUCGGUGCCUACUCGCACUCCCAGGGCGUUCCUCUCAUCCGUCAGAAUGUCGCGAAAUUUAUUCAGGAUCGUGAUGGACAUCCGUCCUUACCAGACAACAUCUUCUUGACAGGCGGCGCUUCUGCGGGUGUUUCGCUUCUGAUUUCAAUGCUUAUCUCGGAACCCCACAAAUCUGGUGUCCUUAUCCCUAUCCCGCAGUACCCAUUAUAUACCGCGACACUGGCACAAUUUUCAGGCGUGGCGAUUCCGUACCAUCUUGAUGAGGUACACGACUGGUCCACGUCAAUUGACGAAAUCAAGGCGGCACUUAAAAAGGCAAAGGAAGAUGGUAUAGACCCCAAGGCACUUGACACGCAAAGGGAGGUGGCAAAUUUGUGCGCAGAGCAUGGACUCGUGCUCCUCGCGGACGAAGUGUAUCAGAGCAAUCUGCACCGUGCGGCCGAAUUCCCAUUCACUUCAUUCAAGAAGGUUGUCUGCGACAUAGGCUCACCAGUUCCACUCGUAUCCUUCCACAGUAUCAGUAAGGGUGUGACAGGGGAGUGUGGGCGGCGUGGUGGUUACUUCGAGUGUCACAACAUCUCGGAGGACGUCCGCGCGAUGAUGUACAAAAUGGUGAGCGUUGGGCUGUGCCCUCCGCUGCAAGGCCAAAUUGGUAUGGACUGCCUGGUGCGACCCCCAAAGCAGGGCGACGAAAGCUACGCGCUUUGGAAAGAGGAGACGACGCGAAUUCACGAGGUACUCGCGCAACGCACCAAGGUCAUGGCGGAUCGCCUAAACAGCCUACCUGGCGUCUCAUGCGUUGAUUCCCCCGGAGCACUAUACCUUUACCCCAAGAUCACGCUCUCAGACAAAGCGAUAACUGCCGCACAGGCUGCCGGCAAGGAGCCGGAUGCAUUCUAUUCACUCGCGCUUCUCGAUGCAACAGGCAUCUGCGUCGUGCCAGGCAGCGGAUUUGGGCAGAAGGAGGGAGAGUACCAUUACCGCCUUACCUGCUUAUGUCCUGGCGUGGACGAGUAUGUUGGGAAGUUAGAGAAGUUCCAUCGCGAAUUCACUGUGAAGUACCAGUGAUUUCGGAUAUCCUCGUUUUAUUAAACAAAGGCUGUAUAUGUUCGUCAGGUUAGAUGUCGCUGCUGACUUUGUACCUUGCUGUGUUGUAGUACUGCUACCUGCUUUCAUAUGUGCGCUUGGGAUACCCACCUCUAUACCAUCUGUUCAUGUGUUAGCAAUUAAUAUUAUGGCCGUGGGU